AUGGCAUUGGCGUAUUUCAAUCCUCCCGGCAAUAUCAUGUUCGAUAGUCUUGUCCUCGUUGAGACCCCGAUUCAUCAUCCAUCCGCUGAGGCCCAUCAUACUGCAGUGUCCAAGGCGUUUGCUGCCAUCAACAACCGUCAUGAUAUUUGGCCUAGCCGUGAGGCUGCUAAGGCUUGGCUUGGUAAGCAUUUUCCCAGGAAAAGUUGGGAUCCGGAGGGACUGGAUAUCUACGUAAACCACGGUCUACGUCCGCUGCCGACGGCGUUCUACCACGACAAGACUGAUGGAGUCACCUUGAGCGCCAUAUGGGUGGACAAAAAUGCCGCAUAUAAUCGCUUUGAAAUCUAA
This is a messenger RNA of Desarmillaria tabescens, 348 nucleotides long. RefSeq lists its product as uncharacterized. The transcript has 3 exons. The record is from RefSeq and is a predicted model, not a curated record. Bases 1 to 348 code for a protein of 115 amino acids. Lineage: Eukaryota; Fungi; Basidiomycota; Agaricomycetes; Agaricales; Physalacriaceae.